Molecule: messenger RNA, 3615 nt
Organism: Cercopithifilaria johnstoni
Lineage: Eukaryota; Metazoa; Nematoda; Chromadorea; Rhabditida; Onchocercidae
Source: the annotation of a GenBank genome assembly
AUGCGUAUAAAACGUAUUGAAAUAGAUGGCUUUAAAUCAUAUGCCCAACGACAGAUUAUUGAUGGUUUUGAUGCACAGUUUAAUGCAAUCACAGGUUUAAACGGUUCAGGCAAAUCAAAUAUUCUGGAUGCUGUUUGUUUCGUUCUUGGCAUUUCCAAUUUAAGUCAGGUUCGUGCUGCACAGCUUUCGGAUCUCGUUUAUAAACAAGGUCAGGCUGGUAUCAGCAAGGCUACAGUAACAAUUACAUUUGAUAACACAGACAUGUCUAAUCGUCCUGUUGGCUUCGAUAAAUAUGAUGAAAUUAUUGUUCGGCGGCAGAUAGUAAUAAAUGGUCGAAACACGUACACCAUCAAUGGUGCUGCAGCAACAAACAGCAGAGUUGCGGAUAUGUUUCGGACAGUUGGCUUGAAUGUAAACAAUCCACAUUUCUUAAUCAUGCAAGGACGAAUCACAAAGGUCCUUAAUAUGAAACCAAUGGAGAUCGUAGGGAUGAUCGAAGAAGCGGCAGGAACGCGAAUGUAUGAGACAAAAAAGCAGAGUGCUGUACGGACAAUAGAAAAAAAGGAAGGGAAAAUGGCUGAAAUCAAACAGCUUAUGGAGGAAGACAUCCUACCACAGGUGGAGAAGUUGAAACGAGACCGUAGUAAUUUCCUCGAAUAUCAAAAAAUUGGCCGAGAAUUGGAAGCACUUCAACGAAAGCUUAUCGCAUUUGAUUUCAUGAGCUCAUUGACUCUUAGCCGCACUUUGCAAGAUGAUAUUGCUAGCUUGAAAAAUCAAGUUCGCGAAGUUGACAAGGUCAUUUACGAUACGAAGGAAGAGUUGAAUCGGAAAGAGCUCCGUCUUAAAGAACUCGAAGAUAAUAAGAGUAAUAAAACCAAAAAAGAAAAGAAGGAAAUUGAAGACCGUAUAAAAAGUACUAUGGCAGCAUUAACGGUAGCAGAGGCAGAUUAUGAUGCUAUGCGUGACAAAAGGAAAGAAACGAGGACUGCUAUUGAUCGCAAGACAAAAAGUAUUCAAUCGGAUAAGAGUGAACUGGAAAGGAAAUGCCAGGAACUAAAGAAACUUGAAACUGAAAUUGGUGGUGAGGAAAAGCGUGGCAAAGAGGUAGAGGAAGCAGUAAAACAUGCACGGAAUAAAAUGGAAGCAUUGGCGAAAGGCAUGAUCACUGAUGAGGAUGGACAUGCCGUCACUUUAGAUGCUCAGCUAACAGCACAGCGAAGCACAUUGAGUGCACUAGAGACGAAAAUAAAAACGGCUCAAAUGAGAUUGAAACAGCUAGAACCAUUAUUAGCAAAAAAGAAAGACGAACUGAAUGCAUGCACUAGUCAAGCUGACUCGGAAGAACGUGAGCGAUCAAAUUUAGAGCAACAAGUGCGAUCCAUAGAGGCUAAAUUAAAUGAACUAAAUUUCAAUGAAGAAGCAGGACUUCGAAUUGCCAAUGAACGUCGAACGCUUACUACAGAACGCAGUGCUUUGACCGAUGCUGUAAUGGAUUUUGAAGCUCGGAAUCCAUAUUUGAAAUUCGACUAUUCGGAUCCAUAUCCAAAUUUUGACCGUCGUUUAGUUAAUGGAAUUGUUGCUAAAUUAUUCCGAAUUCGUGAUUUUCGAUUUGCAACCGCUUUGGAAGUUGCUGGUGGUGGAGCUUUGUAUAAUAUCAUCGUACAAAAUGCCAAAAUUGGACGAGAUUUGUUGAAAAAUGGUAAUUUGAGACAUCGAGUAACUAUUCUGCCAUUGGACAAGAUCGAAAGUCGAAUACUUGAUAGUCGUAAAUUGCGACGAGCACAGGAUUUGGUUGGCAGGGAAAACGUUUUCAUAGCAAAAGAUUUGAUUGAAUAUGCACCGGAACUGGAACCGGCUAUGUGUCAUGUGUUUGGCAAUGUCUUCAUAUGCACAAGUGAUAAUGAUGCAAAGAAGGUAACGUUUGAUGGCCAAAUCAAUGCAAGGUCGGUAUCUUUAGCCGGCUCUGACUUCAAUCCUGGUGGCGUGCUGACUGGAGGAUCACGUGGUAAUAAGACUGCGCUUUUGACAUCUUUGGAUACCACACUGAAAAAUAUUGAACGUAUCACCGAAAUCGAUUGUCAUCUGCAUCAAUUGGAAGAUCAGCUGGAAAAAUUGGCACCAAUUCGGCAGCAGUACAUUAAACUGAGUGACGAGCAUGGGCAAUGCUCUAGACGUCUUCAAAUUAUCAAAGAUAAUAUGAAACACAGUGCUGCUCAAAUCUUACGCAAUGAAAUUGCUGAUAUAGAAUCAGAAAUUCCACAGUACCGAAACACAGUAGAAAGUGGCAACGUGGAACGGAAGAAACUGGAAGAAAAAAUAGGUGUUUUAAAUGAACGAAAAAAGAAUGAAAAAAUGUUCCAGGAAAAAGAGAAGAAAGAAGCACAAAAAGACUUGAGUACAGCAGAAAAGGAAUUAGCGAGUUUAAAAAGCAGUUUUGAAAAGGCAAGAGUUUCUCUCGAAACAUUGAGGGAAGAAAUAGCUUCACUGCAAAAGACAAUCGCUGAAGACGAGGAGGAAUUAUCAGUUUUUCUGAAGGAAACUAAACAAGGUGUUGAAGAAAUGACUAUUCUGGAAAGUAAUGUUGCGAAAGCGAAGGAAGCAGCGGAAGAGGCAAAAAAAGAAAUGCAGAAAUUUACGGAAAGGAUGCGUGAACGUGAUGCUUACAUGCGAUCUGUAAUAGAAACUGUGAAUGCACUUAAAAAAAAUUUGACAGAAUCGGAUCUUAAGAAAGAACAAUUACAGAAGGACAUUCAGGAUAUGAAAAAGAAUGUAGAAGAUUGUGCUAGAAGGGCCGCUAGAUUGGAGAAGCAGCAUAGUUGGAUUGCAGAAGAAAAGCAUCAUUUCGGUCAAACUGGUACUACUUAUGAUUUUACUGAUUAUUCUCUCCAAAAAGGUCAGAAAGAAUUGGAGGAUAGGACUACUCGAAAACAUGCACUAGAAAGAAGUAUCAAUGCGAAAGCGAUGAAUAUGUUAGGAACUGCGGAAGAGCAAUGUCGACAGUUAGAAGCGAAAAUGGAACAGUUAAUGAAUGAUAAAGCGAAAUUGUUAGAUGCAAUUCAAAAAUUGGAUAUCAAAAAGAAAAAUGAAAUUAUUAAAGCUCAUGAAAAAGUGAAUCGAGAUUUUGGUAAUAUUUUUUCUACAUUACUGCCCGGAACAAGUGCAAAAUUGGAACCUCCUACUGGUGCCACUUCGGCAUUGGGUGGUUUGGAAGUAAAGGUUGCUUUCAGGAACAAAUGGAAAGAUUCACUUGGCGAACUAAGUGGUGGUCAGCGGUCUUUGGUAGCCUUAUCCUUAGUAUUGGCAAUGCUGAAGUUCAAACCUGCUCCUAUUUAUAUUCUGGAUGAAGUUGAUGCUGCACUUGAUUUGUCACAUACUCAAAAUAUUGGUGCUAUGAUCAAAACACAUUUCAAAGAAUCACAGUUUAUAAUAGUAUCACUGAAAGAUGGGAUGUUCAACCAUGCAAAUGUACUUUUCAAAACCCGAUUUGUUGAUGGUACCUCUACAGUGAUCCGUACCGAGAACAAAGAUCAAUGGAUUAUUGAUGAACCGAUGGAAAUACGUGGUAUUGAGAAAGAGAAUGACGGUAAUAUUCCAAGGAAACGACGAAAAGAAUGA